Molecule: messenger RNA, 2648 nt
Organism: Prorocentrum cordatum
Lineage: Eukaryota; Dinophyceae; Prorocentrales; Prorocentraceae
Source: the annotation of a GenBank genome assembly
CCCCGGGCGUCGGCGCCGCGCCGGCGCGCGCGGCCGGCGCUCGCGGCCGCGCUGGCCGCGGGCGCGAGCGCGGUACUGAUCGCGCUGGCGCGGCGGCGCUCGGGCGCGGCGGCGUGGUGCGGCGGCGGGCUCCACGCGCGGGGCAGGCGAGGCGCCUUCCAUGGCCCGGCGGUCACGCGGAGCGCCGCGGGCGCCGCCACGGCGGCGCCCACCUGGGAGCAGCUCGAGGCGGAGCUGCCGCUGGGCCACGGGGCUGCGGCGGAGGCCCCCUUCUGGCCCCCCCCGAUCGACGGCUGGUGCCCCUUCUGCGAGCGCGUGUGGCUGGCGCUGCGCGAGAAGGGCAUAGCCUACGACGAGGUGCUCAUCAACUUGUACGACAAGCCGAAGUGAGGAGAUGGUCCCGACCAAUUUGGUGCCCGCGGUGAAGCUGAAGGGAAGCGGCGAUGUGGUCUGGGAGAGCGAGGCGAUCCUGAGGCGCUUGGACGACGAGUUUCCAGACACGCGCCCCAUGUUUGCCGACGAGGGGAAAGUCUUGCUGGCCGGCAACAUCACCCAGCGUCUCGUGAACACGAGCUUCGGGCUGGCGUACAGAUCGACGGAGAACAUGACCGACGAUGAAAUCGCAGAGGCGAGGUCGGGCCUCGUCGCCGCCGUAGAUGCCCUCGAUCAGCACCUCGCCGCGGGGGGGCCCUUCCUGGCGGGCGACCAGGUCACUGCUGCGGACGCGAUGGCCGUGCCGAUGCUGGAGCGGUACGGCGUGCAGAUGCCCUUCUUCGCUGCACAGCUCAGCAUCCGCGACCCGGCCCGGUGGCCGUCGCUGGCGCGGUGGUUCGACGCCAUGGAGGCCCUGCCGUCCUACGGCGGCAGGGUCGCGGGGGACGCCUACUCCUGGACCCCAGACCGCGGUCGCCCCGGUGCUCAUGCGCAUCUUCGGCGGCAAGAACGGCACCCUCGCGGGCGGCGCCGCCGCGCGCGCCGCGGCGGCCGAGCGGGCCGCCGGCGAGCUGCUGGCGCGGGCCCAGGCCUCCAGCGGCGCGGCCCUGGCCGCGGCGCCCGUGGAGGCGCGCGCGGAGGCUGCGGCGAAGCUGCUGGCCAACCGCGCGGCCGUGGUCGCGGACGCCGUGCUGGCCGAGCCGAAGAGCCAGAAGGAUCGCUGAAGCGCCUGGCGCCGGAGAAGGCGCCCGCGGUCGACGCCGCGCUUCGCGCGGUGGCCGCGGCGCUGCUGGCCGGGGCGCCCCCGGUACUGCCACGGGCGGCCGCCGACGGCGCAGAGGUGGACCGCGCGGACGUGGCGCAGGCGUGCCACUACGUCGCGGCGCGGCUGUGCGUGCCGAGGGACAUGGGGGCGCCCGCGGCCGCCGCCCUGCGCGCCGCGUUGCUGAGCCUCGCGGCGGCGGCCGAGGGCGGAACAGCAGCCUGAGGCUGGGUGCGAGCGAGCGUGCCUUGCGCGAGGAGCGCACGGCGAUGGCAGGCGGAUCUGCCGGCGCUCGCGGCCAGCCCUCCUCGUCUCGGGGAUCCCGUUCGGGCGGAGAAUUCGGUCGAUGCCUCCCCCCUUUCGUCCCUCCCUGUCGUCCCCCCUCGUCGUCCUCCACAGCUAGCCGGGAGGACGGAGCUGGCGCUGGUGACCUAGCCGGGUGCUCGAGCGGGGGCGGCUGCUGCGAGGACGCCCGUGCGGGGCGGGGCCUCGGCGCCGUCUCGGCGUGGGCGCUCGGGUUGGCUGUCUAGACAGCAGCAGUGAUCUAGACAGCAGUGUUUUCCGUGCGAGCUGCCACGUGCGGGGCGGUGGUUGGCACAGUUUUCUCGCGCGGCGGGUCCGGUUUCUCCCGCCUCUCCUCCUGCCCGCUCUCUGCGUCCACCUGCACUCCCUCCCAUUCCCUCGUGGGCCACCGGGCGCUCCGCGCCGCCUCCUCCUGCUCCUGCUUGUGUCCUCCUGCUCAUUUGUGAAGCACGAUGCAUCCAUCUGUUUCUCCUCUUCCAGAUCGUAGCCACGCAGGCUCAGCUCCUGCGCCCGCUGUGGCCGCGCCGCUGCCUCGCGGCACCGCCUUCCUUCGGCCGAUGUGGGAGGACAGGCUUGCCCAGCUGCCGCGCGGACCGGAAUGAUGUGACGACUGCUCGCUCUCGCAUUGAUGCGCUUCGUAGGCUGGAAUUUUCUCGCAUGCAACAGAGAGGACAGACUGCUGGUGUUAACGGAGGAGCUUGAAACAUACACAUCAUUAUCUUGAUUGGCUGAGAAAACAGCGUGCGUCGGCGGUGAGGUCCAGGGCGGUCUUUUUCGGCUACAUACGCAAGGACGACAUGUUCAAACGUCGUGCGGGAUCACAACCUUGUUGCGCAAGGACACCAUCAUGAUCAAUCGUGCAGUACGAACGUAGAGUGGAACGCCAGGUCUUCGUGGUCGGUUCGGGGCCUUCCGAUUCAGAGGACACAGCUUCGAUAUCACCAUUACAUCAUGAAAUUGUUGCUCAAGAUCAAGAGACCCACGCGAGCGGGGCCGCCUCGAAAACACAACCGACAAACUCAUGAGGACGACGGACAGGGUUUGUAUCAACACCUCCGCCAAUUCGAUGCCCACCAUCACCACGGACGCCGGCGACGGUAUCGGACAACAGCGUGACUGGGUGACAACUGCACACCAUCGGGUCGACGGC